AUCGCUAAACAAAGCUCUGUGUUGAUGUGAUUUCCGUUGCCAUUUGGAUGAUCAGUUGUGACUUGUCUCUCGUUACGUGCGGACGUAUUUAAUUGUGAUCUUGUCGCCCCGUGUCACCCACUUCCUACCCUCUAUUGCCACCCAGCUGCUCUCCACAUCCAAGUCUACAAAAAUGCUCUCUCUGCGGCUCGGUCUGGCGUUGACUGCGCUGCUCUCAGCUCUGCAGUUGAGCAGCGCUGCCAAGCCGCAUAUGGUUUGCUACUACGACUCAUUGGGCUUUGAGCGGCGAGGCCUCGCUCAGUUCACCCUCACUGAUAUGGAGCUGGCGCUGCAGUUUUGCACGCACGUGAUCUAUGGCUAUGCGGGCAUCAAUCCGGACACCUUCGAACUGAAUAGCCUAAAUCCUCGGCUGGACUUUGAGCGACGUCAUUAUGCACAAAUAACGGUGCUCAAGGAGAAAUAUCCAUAUGUUAAGUUCCUAUUGAGCGUGGGCGGUGAUCGCGACCUGGAGCAGGAGGAUAAAUAUAUUAAGCUUCUGGAGUCUGGCCUGCAGGGCCAGAAGCGUUUCAUUGACUCCGCAAGGGAUGUCGUUCGUCGCUUUAACUUCGAUGGUGUGGAUCUGGCGUUCCAGCUGCCACGCAACAAGCCCCGCAAGGUGCACUCAGAUGUGGGCAUGGCCUGGAAAAGUUUCAAGAAAUUUUUCACCGGCGAUUUCGUUGUGGACACCGAGGCUGAGACGCACAAGGAACAGUUGACCGGUCUUGUCAGCAAUCUGAACACUGCUCUGAAGGCAAAUGAUCUACUGCUCAGUCUCACCGUUCUACCGAAUGUGAACUCCACCUGGUAUUUUGAUGUACCUGCUAUCGGUAGAUCUGUGGACUUUGUCAAUCUGGCCACCUUUGAUUUUGUGACGCCCACUCGCAAUCCCGAGGAGGCGGACUACUCAUCUCCACUGUAUGAGGUCCCCGAUCAGAGUCGCCUGCCCCACUACAACGUCAACUUCCAAAUGGAGCACUGGCUGCUGCAGCGCAUGCCGGCAAGCAAACUGAACAUUGGCAUUGCCAGUUAUGGACGGGCAUGGAAACUGACCACAGAUUCGGGAACCACUGGACAGCCCGUGGUGGCAGAAACCAACGGACCAGCGCCAGCCGGUUCCCAGUCCAAGACAGAUGGUCUUUUGAACUGGGCUGAAAUCUGUCAACUGCUGCCCAAUCCCAGCAACGUGAAUGCCAAAGGAAACGCCGCUCCGCUACGUCGGGUGUCCGAUUCAACUAAACGCCUGGGCAGCUAUGCCUACCGCGCUGCGAAUGAGGACGGCGAGUAUGGCAUGUGGGUUAGCUACGAUGAUCCCGAUACGGCUGCCAGCAAGGCGCAGUAUGUGCGUGCCAAGAAUCUCGGCGGUGUCGCCCUGUUCGAUCUGACGCAGGAUGACUUCCGUGGCCAGUGCACCGGUGAUCGUUUCCCCAUGCUGCGAGCCAUCAAGUAUCGACUACUCUGAUCCACAGACAUAUAUUAAGUGCACACACACACACACAUAUAUAUAUCGAGGAUUGCUGCUCCAAAUGUCUGUCCUCUUGCUAAUUAAUUACAAACUUGUUAACUAAAA
This is a messenger RNA of Drosophila grimshawi, 1606 nucleotides long. It is a transcript of the gene Idgf3, whose product is annotated as chitinase-like protein Idgf3. Gene Ontology annotation, biological process: chitin catabolic process; carbohydrate metabolic process. Gene Ontology annotation, molecular function: chitin binding. Lineage: Eukaryota; Metazoa; Arthropoda; Insecta; Diptera; Drosophilidae. Gene Ontology annotation, cellular component: extracellular region. The transcript has 3 exons. The record is from RefSeq and is a predicted model, not a curated record. The coding region runs from base 173 to 1498 and encodes 441 amino acids.